Giardia duodenalis is the source of this 417-nucleotide messenger RNA. Its product is annotated as Riboflavin kinase. NCBI's taxonomy places the organism in Eukaryota, Fornicata, Diplomonadida, Hexamitidae. Bases 1 to 417 code for a protein of 138 amino acids. Gene Ontology annotation, biological process: riboflavin biosynthetic process; FMN biosynthetic process. The record is from RefSeq and is a predicted model, not a curated record. Gene Ontology annotation, molecular function: riboflavin kinase activity. The transcript has a single exon.
AUGAUCUUUUGCACAAAGGGGACGGUCGUGAGGGGCUUCCAGCGAGGCCGGGUGAUUAAUUUCAAAACAGCCAACCUCGUCUUAUCAAAUCAGGAUCAACUAGAAGACGGGGUCUUUAGCGGCUGGGCGCGUGUGGAAUUAAGCGGAGACGUUCUCCCCGCAGUCAUUUCAUACGGUAAGAACCCCACAUUUGCUAAUAAAAGCAAAACGUUGGAGGUGCACAUUCUCGCUACGUUCCCCGAGGACUUUUAUGGAGCCACUUUAUACACAACUAUCCAGCGCCGCCUCCGCUCUCCUAUAAAAUUUUCCGGCAUUGAAGAGCUUAAUGCGCAAAUUAAAAUGGAUAUAGAGAAUGCUCAGGUAGAUUAUACAGAGGAAAAUAGGAAGAAAGCAGAGCUUCUUUUCGAGGGCUUAUAA